AUGCACGUUGGUUCCAAAUUUACAACAUGGCGGUUCCAAAUGUUUAGCAGCCCAAGUUAUGUGACACCGUACGGCUCUGGAAGAUACGAAAAUGUCGAAGUCUGGUACGUCGGUCAGACCAAAAAUGUCGCAUAUGACCUUACCGGAACCGGACUCGAAGACUAUACAGUAGCGCUCUGGCAACUACACACAUCUGGUCAAGGAGCCAGUGAAGGCCCGGUUGUGAAUAAUAAUCAGGGCAAUACUGCAUUUACAGACUUCCCGUCGGCUUAUUUCAAUAUCAGCAACGAAGAACUGCCUGUAUCAUCUACUACGACAUCAUCCGCAAUAUCCUCAGCCGUGACUGCAUCAGCCAGUGCUGCUGUUAUGACGAGCACGAGCCGAGCAGCCACUCGGACACUGCAUAUUUCAGACAUGCCAUCAGCAACUGCGACAAGUGACUCGAAGUCAUCAUCUUCUACAUCAGGUGGUAUAUCCACAGGCGCUGGCAUUGGAAUUGGUGUCGGAGUAGGGGUCGCUGGUCUUUGCGCUGUCGCAUGUGCUAUUAUUGUCGUUCGAGCCAGACGGAGGAAACAGGGUCCUAGUGAGGAUUCAGCAGGAUUUGCUGAAUUGCAAAUCCUGCCUCGCCACAAGGGUAUCAAUUCAACGAUCAAGACAGCGCAUAAUAUGUAUAUGAGUGAUGUUGAUGUCCACCAAGUUUCAUCAGCUGAGCUCGACAGUCACGGCACUGCGCUAGUGGAGUUAGAUGCUAGCACAAUCAGACAUGGGUCAUGA
Cryphonectria parasitica EP155 is the source of this 774-nucleotide messenger RNA. RefSeq lists its product as uncharacterized. Lineage: Eukaryota; Fungi; Ascomycota; Sordariomycetes; Diaporthales; Cryphonectriaceae. The coding region runs from base 1 to 774 and encodes 257 amino acids. The transcript has 3 exons. The record is from RefSeq and is a predicted model, not a curated record.